This is a messenger RNA of Notechis scutatus (mainland tiger snake), 6590 nucleotides long. The record is from RefSeq and is a predicted model, not a curated record. NCBI's taxonomy places the organism in Eukaryota, Metazoa, Chordata, Lepidosauria, Squamata, Elapidae.
AAUUAACAUCUGGUGAAGUGGGAAUUAAGCAAAAGCCAUGUUGGAAACAAUUGAUAUUCACCGAGCCCUCCAGGCAGUAGAACGUCUGCAAGCAAAAUUACGAGAACGUGGUGAUUCAGCAAAUGAGGAGAAAUUAAGUUUACUAAAAUCAGUACUGCAGAGUCCUUUAUUCAAUCAAAUCCUAAACUUACAAGCUUCUCUUCCACAGUCACGAGAUCAGGUGAACCUUGCACCUUCCAUCUCCUCAUCUGGUGAGCAUCUGCAACUUUCCCAUCAUGGUAGUGUUGUGGGCUCCUCACUACACAAUGACUCCUACUUGAUGGCUCAAGAGAACAGUAACCCUUCUAAUGGGCUAGGAAUUGUUCUCCAGUCGAUCACUGCUCAGAUUAAUGGGAAGCCUUCAAACGAUGAAUUUGAAUUACUGAUCAGAAAUAUGGCACAGGGUCGACUUGUUGAGACAAUUGAACUUCUAAAACCUCCAAGUGGUGGGCUUGGCUUUAGUGUUGUUGGUCUGAAGAGUGAAUAUAGAGGCGAACUUGGUAUAUUUGUGCAGGAGAUUCAAGAUGGAAGUGUGGCACAAAGAGAUGGCAGAUUGCAGGAAGCAGAUCAAAUUCUUGCUAUUAAUGGGCAAGCCCUUGAUCAGACCAUAACACAUCAACAGGCUAUCGGCAUCCUACAGAGAGCCAAAGAAAGUGUCCAGCUAGUUGUGGCAAGGGGCUCUUUGCCUCAGCUCAUCAGUCCUGUAAUUUCUCGAUCUCCGUCAGCUGCUAGUACAAUUUCAGCCCAUUCAAACCCGAUACAUUGGCAGCAUGUGGAGACUAUUGAAUUGGUGAACGAUGGAUCAGGUCUGGGAUUUGGGAUAGUAGGAGGAAAAUCAACUGGAGUGAUCGUUAAAACCAUCCUUCCAGGCGGAGUAGCUGAUCGGCAUGGUAGACUCUGCAGUGGAGACCAUAUUUUGAAAAUUGGUGAUACAGACCUGACUGGAAUCAGCGGUGAGCAAGUGGCACAAGUCCUGAGGCAAUGUGGAAACCGAGUCAAGUUGGUGAUAGCCAGAGGUCUAAUUAAGGAGGCCGCUCCAUCAACAGCAGCUCCUUUGGGUACCCCAGUACAAACAUGUAUGACAGAGAACAAGAAAUUGGAAGAUACACCAAUUGAAAAUGUUGAAGAUGGGAACACAUUUGAUGUGCAGCUUACAAAAAAUUCUCAAGGGUUAGGAAUAACAAUUGCUGGCUACAUUGGGGAUAAAAUAUCAGAACCUUCUGGUAUUUUUGUAAAAAGUAUCACAAAAGACAGUGCAGUUGAACAUGAUGGUAGAAUCCAUAUUGGAGAUCAAAUUAUUGCUGUGGAUGGAACCAACCUUCAAGGUUUUACAAACCAGCAAGCAGUGGAGGUUUUGCGGCAUACUGGGCAAACAGUCUAUCUGACUUUGGUCCGAAGAGGAGGCCUGAAACAGGAAAACCAAACUCAGUCUCAUGAUGACUUCAGUGAUGCUGUUGAAAAGGAUUCAAUUUUCCAGACAAUGGAUAUUGGCACAAAUACAGAAAACUGCAAAAGAGAGCAGGAUUCUCCAUUAAUGUCAUGCAGCCCCAGUGAGGUUCAUUUUGAAGAAGAUACUAAUAUACAACAAACAGAUAUUCAGCUAACAUCCCUAGAAGAAGAAAUAUUGCUGAACAAAUGGCAGAAGAUUUUGGGGGGAAAUUAUGAAGUUGUGGUGGCAGAUGUGAACAAGUUUAGUGAAAGCAGCGGACUGGGGAUUAGUUUAGAAGCUACAGUGGGACAUCAUUUUAUUCGGUCUGUUUUGCCUGAAGGGCCCGUUGGACGAUGUGGCAGAUUGUACAGUGGAGAUGAAUUAUUAGAAGUAAAUGGACAAUCUUUGCUUGGAGAGAAUCACAAGGAUGUUGUAAAUAUUCUAAAAGAGCUUCCUAUCAAUGUAAGAAUGGUGUGUUGUCGUGCAGUUCCACCUGUUACUGAGACAGCAUUGGAUGAGACUCAUAUGUUAGAGCAGUCGCCUAUAGACCUUGGUGGACUCCUUGGUGCUUCAGAGACAGAAGAUGCUAAGCUGGAAAUAACUAACAUAAAUCAGAAUACCGAAGAGGUACAAGGUUCUUCUCUGGCAAUGUGGGAAACAGAAAUACAACAAAUUGAGCUGGAGAAAGGCAGCAGAGGUCUUGGCUUUAGUAUAUUGGAUUAUCAGGACCCAGUGGACCCCGCCAAUACAGUGAUCGUGAUCCGCUCCCUUGUUCCUGGGGGCAUUGCUGAGCAAGAUGGCAGGCUGCUCCCAGGAGACAGGCUUAUGUUUGUCAAUGAGACCAGCUUGGAAAAUGGUAGCCUGGAGGAAGCUGUGCAGGCCCUGAAAGGAGCACCUCUGGGAAUGGUGAAAAUAGGAGUCGCCAAGCCAUUGCCUCUUUCACCAGAAGAGGGCUAUGUUUCUGCUAAGGAAGAUUCCUUUUUCUGCACUGCCCAGUCCUUUGAGGAGGAAGGGCUAACUGAUUCAGCCCUCUUCCAUGCUGAGCUGGCUCUGGUGGACUCAAGUGAGGCAGAUGUAACAGAAAACUGUACCAUGGGAUUGGACUGUUCUCCAGAUAAUGAUGGUGCAUUCCAGUCUUCAGCUUUAACACUGCAUAGCGGCAUUUGUGGUGAUGAUCUGAAGCUUGCUCUUUCACUGCCCUCUUCAACUCCCAAGAUCAUUUUCAAAGAAGAUUCCAGUAACCCACAUAGUUACCAGUCAUCAGAUAAAAACUUGUACACAAUGGAUCUAAUACAAAGAGAGACUGAGAGUACACCUGCAGGUGGAUGUAUGAAACAGAUCACAGAGCCUUUUCUUGUGAACCCGACAACACAAUCUCCUAAGAAACAAGUUGAACAUGACAUCACAAGCAUGUGGAGAGAAUCUGAGCUGACACCCGAAUUUUCACACUGUACAAAAGAUCAGGAGUUCUUGAUGGAAAAUAAUAUCUUAAUGCCUGCUUGCCUAGAUAUAAAUAAAAACAAGUUGGAGAAGAUGAUUACCAUUGCAAAAGGCAAUUCAAGCUUAGGGAUGACAGUAAGCUCUAAUAAAGAUGGCAUGGGAAUGAUAGUUCGCAGCAUUAUCCAUGGUGGUUCCAUAAAUCGUGAUGGACGAAUUGGUAUUGGAGACUGUAUAUUGUCUAUUAAUGAGGAAUCUGCUGCUAAUUUAACUAGUGCCCAAGCACGGGCCAUGCUAAGGAGGCAUUCUGUCAUUGGACCAGAUAUAAACAUUAGCUAUGUGCCAGCAGAGCAAUUAGAAGAGUACCAAGCCGGUUUAGGGCAGCAGCCAGAAGGAACAAUGCCAUUUGAUGUUUUCUCUUCACACACUGUGAGAGAUAUUCCAGAACUACCGGAACGAGAAGAAGGAGAAGGAGAAGAAAGUGAGCUUCAGAACACAGGCUACAGUAACUGGAAUCAACCAAGACGGGUUGAGCUCUGGAGAGAGCCUAGCAAGUCCCUGGGAAUCAGCAUUGUUGGUGGAAGAGGUAUGGGAAGUCGUCUGAACAAUGGUGAAGUUAUGAGAGGAAUCUUCAUCAAACACAUCCUCGAAGACAGCCCUGCAGGCAAAAAUGGAACUUUAAAAACAGGAGAUAGAAUUGUGGAGGUGGAUGGAAUAAAUCUCAGAGAUGCAAGCCACGAGCAAGCUGUGGAAGCCAUUAGAAGAGCAGGCAACCCAGUAGUCUUCACGGUACAGAGCAUUAUAAGCAAACCAAGGGCAUCCAGUCAGUCAGAUUCAGAGCCAGAAAAAAAACCAUCCUGUAAUCUGCCCUUGCCUCCUCCUUCAGUAUUUCCAGCAAUGAGCAGUGAAAUUGUACUGCAGUCCUCUAACAAUCACCUGGAAGAUUUGGAUAAGGAGGAUGAGUUUGGAUACAGUUGGAGGAAAAUCAGUCACCAGUACGGGAAUCUGUCAGGAGAUCUGCACAUGAUAGAACUGGAGAAAGGGAAGACUGGAUUAGGACUCAGCCUGGCUGGGAACAAAGACAGAUCCAAAAUGAGUGUCUUUGUAGUGGGCAUUGAUCCAAACGGAGCAGCUGGAAGAGAUGGAAGGCUGCAGAUUGGAGACGAGUUACUGGAAAUAAAUGGACAAGUUCUGUAUGGAAAAACACAUCAGAAUGCAUCUUCAAUCAUCAAAUGUGCACCUUCUAAAGUAAAAAUAAUCUUUAUCAGAAACAAAGGUGCUAUCCAUCAGAUGGCUAUUUGUCCUGGUAAAUCACUGGCAUCAGAAUCUUCAUCUUCAGGGAUGGUUCAGCACGAAGAGGGGGAAGUGAACACUUCAAGCUCUAAUUUACCAAUAGAUCUGACUUUAUAUAAGAAUGUUCAAAAUGUGGAACUGCCUAAGGAUCAAGGUGGCAUAGGUAUUGCUAUUGGUGAAGAAGAUACACUUAAUGGUGUAGUUAUUCAGAACUUAACAGAUCAUGGCGCAGCAGGAAAGGAUGGCCGAAUUAAGGUUGGAGAUCAAAUUCUAGCAGUGGAUGAUGAAGUUGUUGUGGGCUAUCCUAUAGAAAAGUUUAUCAGUUUGCUGAAAACAUCAAAGCCCAAUGUGAAACUCACUAUUAGUUCAGUUGAACCGGAAGGUCUGGCAGUUCCCCAGCCACUAUUAUCAACUUACAGCACCACUUUGAGCGAGGGAACCAAUAUCCAGCCAUCACAGAUUGUCCCAUCAUCUGAGUCACCAGAACCAGAGUUAAUUAAAAAUUCAAGCAGGUCUUCAACUCCAGCUAUGUUAACUUCUGACCCAGCCACUUGUCCAAUCAUCCCAGGUUAUGAAACAACAAUCAGUAUCUCCAAGGGACGUACUGGUCUAGGAUUGAGCAUUGUGGGAGGAGCUGACACAUUACUGGGAGCAAUUAUUAUCCACGAAGUCUAUGAAGAAGGAGCAGCAUCCAAAGAUGGAAGACUCUGGGCGGGUGAUCAAAUCUUAGAGGUGAAUGGUAUUGACCUAAGGAAUGCAACGCAUGAUGAAGCUAUAAAUGUUCUCAGACAGACACCACAGAAAGUCCGCCUGACUGUUUACAGGGAUGAAGCCCAAUAUAAAGAAGAAGACAUGUAUGAUGUACUGAGUAUUGAAUUACAAAAGAAACCAGGCAAAGGACUUGGAUUAAGUAUUGUUGGGAAAAGAAAUGACACUGGAGUGUUUGUGUCGGACAUUGUCAAAGGAGGUUUAGCAGAUCUGGAUGGAAGGUUAAUGCAAGGAGACCAGAUAUUAAUGGUGAAUGAUGAAGAUGUUCGAAACGCUAAUCAGGAGACAGUGGCAGCCUUAUUAAAGUGCUCAUUAGGUGUUGUUAAACUAGAAGUUGGAAGAAUAAAGGCAAGUUUGUUCCAUUCAGGGAGGAGAAUGUCUCAGAGCAGCCAGGUCAGUGAAGGAAGUGGCAGCCUGACAUCAUUCAGUUUCCCAGGUGGUGGAUCCAACCUGCCUGAAAGUUACGAAAGCACUCUGAAGAAGAAUUGUUUGGCGUCUGAAAUACAAGGACUGAGAACAGUUGAAAUAAAAAAGGGCCCUUCAGAUUCUUUGGGAAUCAGCAUUGCUGGGGGAGUAGGAAGUCCUCUUGGUGAUGUUCCCAUUUUUAUAGCCCUGAUGCACCCAAAUGGAGUUGCAGCACAAACCCAGAAAUUGAGGGUUGGAGACAGGAUUGUGAGCAUUUGUGGGACAUCCACUGAAGGCAUGACUCAUUCCCAGGCUGUCAGUUUGCUGAAGAAUGCUUUGGGCACCAUUGAAUUACAGGUUGUAGCUGGUGGAGAUGUCAGUGUCAUAACUAGCCAACAGCAGGAUCCACCAACAUCUAGUCUAACAUUUUCUGGUCUAACAUCAAGCAGCAUUUUUCAGGAUGAUUUGGGGCCCCCCCAAUACAAAACCAUCACUCUGGAUCGAGGACCCGAUGGCUUGGGCUUUAGCAUUGUAGGUGGAUACGGAAGUCCUCACGGAGAUCUGCCCAUUUAUGUUAAGACAGUAUUUGCAAAGGGCGCAGCAGCAGAAGACGGGCGCCUGAAAAGAGGGGAUCAGAUCAUUGCAGUCAAUGGGCAGAGCUUGGAAGGGGUCACCCAUGAGGAAGCUGUUGCUCUUCUAAAAAGAACAAAAGGAACUGUGACUUUGACUGUUCUCUCUUAAGUCCUGUCUCCAAAGAUGAGAUGAGAGUUUGUUUGCUGCCAGGCUGUUUUUAAUCAGGGAUGAAAAAUAACGAAUGGUCUUAUUUUUAUCCAUGGUUAGACAUAUCGUUGAAUUACAGAGAUUGGCUUCUGUAGGAUAAGAAAGUGACAAAAUUUGAAAGCGGUAGUAAUAAAAUCAGAGUAAGAAAAAGUGAAAUGGAAAGGAGGAAAUGUAUGGUGUGAUAACCUGGCGGUGCAUGUUGUGUGAUUGUUGAGGGAUUUGUAAUGGGGAAUUCUGGAACUGUGUAAUCUCUGGAAGAAACAAAUGUUUGGCUAUUGCUUAGCCAGGGUUAAGUUAAAGCUCUCAAACAUAUAUAUUCAUUUGAUUCAAUUUUAUUAAUAUCCCUGUGCCCAACAUGAGAUCUGAGACAAACUGUUUUCUGGAAUAAUAGUGCUUAAGAAAAACACUUUUUUAAAAGAAGAAAGUUUCCUGAUUCUUC